UUCUGGAAAGAAAGCAAAUGCAGAACGGCCACACACAUUUAUGUAUUUACGCGUCUGUAGAGGGUGUGUAUAUGUGUGUGUAUAUAUAUACAUGACAGGGAAGUAUCACCCUAGAAGAUGUAGAAAUAGGAAAAACAAAAACCAGAAAGACAACCAAACAGAGAGAUGGAGAAGAUAGAGCAUGCUACAGUCGCUACCAAUGGAAUCAACAUGCAUGUUGCAUCAAUCGGUAAAGGUCCAGUCAUCCUCUUUAUCCAUGGCUUCCCCGAACUCUGGUACACCUGGCGCCACCAGCUCCUCGCUCUCUCCGCUCUCGGCUACCGCGCCAUAGCCCCUGACCUCCGCGGCUACGGCGACACCGACGCUCCUCCUUCUAUCGAAUCCUACACCGUUCUCCACAUCGUCGGCGACCUCGUUGGCCUCCUUGACGCGCUCGGUAUUGACCAGGUGUUCUUAGUCGGCCACGACUGGGGCGCUUUCAUCGCAUGGCAUUUUUGCUUGUUUCGCCCCGAUAGAAUCAAAGCCCUGGUUAAUCUGAGCGUUGCGUUGAAUCCAAGGAACCCGGUGAGGAAGCCGGUAGAGUCAUUUAGGGCUUUGUUCGGCGACGAUUACUACAUUUGCAGGUUUCAGGAACCUGGAGAGAUUGAAGAAGAAUUUGCCCAAGUUGAUACUAGAAAACUAAUAACUUGUUUUCUGGCAUCGCGAAAUCCCAAACCGCCUCGAUGGCCAAAAGAAAAAGGCUUCCGAAAUAUUCCUGAGGAACCCUUGCCCUCUUGGCUAACCGAAGAAGAUGUCGGAUAUUACGCCAGCAAAUUUAGCCAGAAAGGCUUCACUGGUGGACUGAACUACUAUCGAGCUAUGAACCUGAGCUGGGAACUUAUAGCGCCAUGGACAGGGGUUCAAGUCAAGGUACCAGUUAAAUUCAUCGUAGGCGACCUGGAUAUCACCUAUAAUAUCCCUGGUAUGAAGGAAUACAUUCACGGGGACGGCUUUAAAAAAUUGGUGCCGUUUCUACAGGAAAUAGUUGUGAUGGAAGGAGUAGCUCACUUCAUCAACCAAGAAAAGCCAGAGGAAAUUAGUGCACACAUUUACAAGUUCUUCAAGAAGUUCUGAUUUUCUGAUAACUUGACUUGCCUUUCUUCUGUCCGCCUCUGAUUUCCCGUUGUUCCGUGGCUUUGGCCUUUUGUCUGAUUUCGAUUAGUAUAACAAGUUCUUCAUAUCAGAGAAUUACUUCAAUAGAAGUGUUUUCUCAAUGGAAGAAAAUAAGAAUGAUAUGUACUUGGCAGGUCUUGAAAAUUAGUUCUUUUGUUCUUCCUUUUAACACAA
Carica papaya (papaya) is the source of this 1326-nucleotide messenger RNA. RefSeq names its product alpha/beta-Hydrolases superfamily protein. Lineage: Eukaryota; Viridiplantae; Streptophyta; Magnoliopsida; Brassicales; Caricaceae. The record is from RefSeq and is a predicted model, not a curated record. Gene Ontology annotation, molecular function: catalytic activity.